This is a messenger RNA of Prorocentrum cordatum, 411 nucleotides long. NCBI's taxonomy places the organism in Eukaryota, Dinophyceae, Prorocentrales, Prorocentraceae. The record is from the annotation of a GenBank genome assembly.
GCGAGCACCGGCCGCGUUCGGCCUCCUCGACGGCGUCUCGGGCGCGGCCGGCGCGGCCCUCCGGGCGGCCUUCCCGCUCCCCAGCGCGGAGGGCAAGCCGCCGCACCUGAUAGGGUUCUACGCGGAGCAGUCCAUGGAGGCGAAGCGGAUGAAGUACCUGGGCGGGCUCAUCGAGAAGGAGAGCUCGGGGUGAAGAUCGUGUGGCUGGAGGCGUGGGAGAACCCGCUCAACGAGCGCCUGCGCGCCGCGAUCGACAACAAGAACCAGUGCGGCGGCGUGCCGUACCUGUUCAACCGGAAGACGGGGAAGGUGCUGUGUGGUGUCCAGUCGUACGACAAGCUGCGACUUUGGGCCCAGGGCCUCGGCGGCGACGCGCGCAUCUACCGGGACAUCGGCGGCGACGACGCGUGA